Molecule: messenger RNA, 796 nt
Organism: Synchiropus splendidus (mandarinfish)
Lineage: Eukaryota; Metazoa; Chordata; Actinopteri; Syngnathiformes; Callionymidae
Gene: spcs2
Product: signal peptidase complex subunit 2
Exons: 5
Coding region: 16-699 (227 amino acids)
Biological process (GO): protein targeting to ER
Cellular component (GO): signal peptidase complex; membrane
Source: RefSeq, a predicted model, not a curated record
GCACGUCGAGCAGAGAUGACGUCACCGGGAGUUUGCUCUCAGAACCUAUCAGGAGACGACAGCUCACUCCCGCCGCAGAAGAAAAGCAACAUGGCCGCAGCUCGCAGUGGGAAGAGCGGACUCCUGGAGAAAUGGAGAAUCGACGAGAAGCCGGUGAAGAUAGACAAGUGGGACGGGGCCGCUGUGAAGAACUCCCUGGACGACGCCGCCAAGAAGGUGGUGCUGGAGAAGUUUGGCUACGUGGAGAACUUCGGGCUGGUGGACGGCCGUCUGCUGAUCUGCACGGUCUCCUGCCUGUUCGCCAUCUUGGCGCUGAUCUGGGACGACCUCCGGCCCUUCCCCCAGUCCAGGCCGGUCCUGGCCUGCUGCGUGGUCUCCUACUUCAUCAUGAUGGGCGUCCUGACGCUCUACACCUCCUACAAGGAGAAGAACAUCUUCCUGGUGGCCCUGCAGAAGGACCCGGCGGGGAUGGACCCGGACCACGUCUGGCAGCUGUCCUCCUCCCUCAAACGGUUCGACGACCAGUACACGCUGCGGGUCUCCUUCACCCACGGAAAGACUGGCGUCCAGCGGGAGAGCGAGUUCACCAAGUCGGUGGCCGCCUUCUUUGACCAGAACGGGACUCUGGUGAUGGACCAGUUUGAGAAGUGCGUCUCUGGGCUUCACGACACGUUGGCUGGCGACAAGAAGACCAAGUGACGCUCGGGUCCGCCGAGUCCUCCGCCGCGUCUCGUCUGCCGCCCGUCACCUGCCUGUGUCUCCAACCUUCUGACCAAUAAACUUGUGUCUGCUCGCU